Zeugodacus cucurbitae (melon fly) is the source of this 1307-nucleotide messenger RNA. RefSeq names its product lipoyltransferase 1, mitochondrial (gene Lipt1). The transcript is spliced from 4 exons. The coding region runs from base 1 to 1248 and encodes 415 amino acids. Lineage: Eukaryota; Metazoa; Arthropoda; Insecta; Diptera; Tephritidae. Gene Ontology annotation, cellular component: cytoplasm; mitochondrion. Gene Ontology annotation, biological process: protein lipoylation. The record is from RefSeq and is a predicted model, not a curated record. Gene Ontology annotation, molecular function: lipoyltransferase activity.
AUGAAUACCAUAAUUACCAAAGGUUACACAAGAGGCAUUCAUAAAUGCUUACUUUCUGUUUUUGAAGACGCAAAUAUUAAAUUAUCAAAAUAUUUGUUUUAUACUAACUGUAUGAAACAAAACAAGAAGACACCAAGUAAUUAUGGAUUACCGCCAUCUUCGUUUGUAACAAAAUCAAAUAAUAAUCAUUCAAAAGGAUCAAAUAUUCCGCAAAUACUUGAUGCAAAUAUUAGAAAAUCAGUGUUCAUUUCACAAUCAUAUGAUAUAUUCACCAACUUAGCUUUGGAGGACUGGUUGUACAGAAAUUUCGACUUCACUCAUCACCACGUAUUGUUGUUAUGGGUGAAUGAGCCAUGCGUUGUAAUAGGUCGUCAUCAGAAUCCUUUUAUGGAAACAAAUGUUUCAAAAUUGGAUUCAGAAAACGUGACUAUUGCCCGUCGUAACAGCGGUGGUGGAGCCGUAUACCAUGAUCGUGGUAAUCUCAAUUGCACGUUUUUCACACCACGAGAAAGAUAUAAUAGAAAUUAUAAUUUAAACAUCUUAACGAGAGCACUGUUUCGAGAAUGGGCAAUUAAAUCUGAAAUAAAUGAACGUGACGAUGUUAUUGUCAACGAAAAAAAGUUGUCCGGAACUGCCGCAAAACUAGGAUAUCCGAAUGCAUAUCAUCAUUGCACACUUCUGGCGAAUACUAAUAAAUUGAACCUUGGAAAUUGUUUAAUCAAGGAUAAGAUUAAUUAUAUUAGUAAUUCUACGCCUUCAGUUCGUUCACCAAUUAAAAACUUGUGUGAAAUCAAUCGCAAUGUCAAUAUUUCGCAAUUAAUAUCUGCAGUUGGUUAUGAAUACAUGAGAACUUUUGCCACAGAGUUGACCGAUGGUGGAAAUCAACAAAUUAUGAAACAACGUGGUUUCCAACUUAUCAAUCCAACAGAAAAAUGGUUCCCAGGAAUUGAUGACUUAAGAACCGAAUUCAAUUCGUGGGAGUGGAUUUAUGGCAAAACACCAAAGUUUUCAGUUGAGAAGGAAUUAUUCUUAAAAGAUCAGAAUAAAGAACAUAAAAUGAUUCUCAAUGUACAAGUGGAAAAAGGUCUGAUCCAUGAUGUAACUAUUACGAUGCCCAAUGGAGAGCAGCUACCGGUGGUAUCUAGUUUACAACGCAAAUGUUACAAUGAAGAAAACUUAAGUAAAAUUAUAAAUGCCCUUAAGUUAGCAUCUACCGACAACAUAAUGCAAGCUAUUAACAGCCGUUGAUGUUAUUUUUUUUUAUUGGAAAAUAAAAUAAAACAUGUUUAGUUAAAAUGUUUAUAAAA